CUACCUACCUAGUUAACUCUCUAUAUACAUAAACGGCGCGCUUAAAAUUCAAUAACGACUCGAGCGCAGAAAUAGACGGCGAAUAUAAAUCGAAGCUGUCGAACUAUCCAAGAUGCCUCCCGUGUCAAGUCAGAAAGGCACGGGGAAGAAAGGGGGGGCCGGGGCAAUACGGCAGCAACCUCGAAGCCGCAAUACGACACCCAGUGCCGUGCCGCCUUCAACGGCGAACCUACCUGCUCUCGAAGUAUCCGAGCUAGAAACUCUAUCGUUGCGUUUCGAUCUCUUCCGGAAUAUCACGUUUGAAGAUCUGGUCGACCAGGGCGCGUCGACCGCGUUAAUUCCAGAUUCCAGAGCAUUGGACGGCAUCGUUUCCAGACUGAAGAGGUUAGGAGAACUCAUCGACAAGCGAGAAGAAUUCUGUGACAAGGGCAUGAGACUCCUGGCGGCGAAUAGAAAAACGAGGAUGGACGAGAUGGCAGCGGAAAGGGGACAAGAAGACGAGCGGAGGCAGCGGGAAGCCGAGGAUGAGGAGCGGGAGAGGAAGGCUACUAAGAAGAAGAGAAAGGUGACGGAAAGUCUGGCGCCACAGGCUAGCAACAUAGAGCGCUCCUCCCCUCUUCGAGAAUCGUCGACUGGGAAACCUAGAAAGCGAUCACGCGGGAGCGAAUCCGCCAGCUCGUCGCUAUCUCCGGUCGCGCCCCGAACCCCGAGCAACAUGGACGUGGAUGACAAGACAAAAGCCGAUAGGGACGACGAUGACGACGACGAGUCUAGCUCCGAAGACGAUGGCCGACCGCCGCCGCCAGCGAGGCCUCAAGCCAACACCUUUGGCGAGGAUCCUUCCACAUUCCCUGACCCGACCGUCUACGAGAUCCUGCCCGUUCAGCCGGGCAUGACGGAGGACGAGAUCAAAGAGAUAUACUCUGUCGCGACAUUUCCGAAGAGUGACCUAUCCGAUCUUAUUGCUGGUGAUCCGCCCGACAAGGACUUUAGUAGUGCCAAGCCAAGCAACCAGAUCAAUUUCAGCACGUUUUCAACCUACAUCGAACCAUAUUCCCGACCGUUCACAGAAGAAGACCUCGCAUUCCUGCGUGAGCGCGGCGACCGUGUUACCCCGUUCGUUAUCCCGAAGCGCGGAAAGAAACACUACACCGAGAUAUGGGCUGAAGCGGACGGCGCAAUGGCCAUUGACUCGUCGCCUCAGGGGCGGGAUAAACUCCCGCCCAACCAGGCGCGGGGAACAAUCGAGAGCAUAGACGAUGCCGUUGCUGAGACGGACAGGCUCUCUGUCGGCCCGCUGCUCUCACGGCUGCUACAAGCAAUGCGCCCGGAACACCGCCCGCCACCAGCUGAACCAGCCGUCAAUGGUAAUAACGGCGAUGUCGACACAGCAAUGGGCGGAGUCACCAAUCCAGACCUCGGCCUGGGAGACGGCACGGCGCCGAACCAAUCCCAAUUAACACCCAACGGCACGAUCAUCAACGGCGCCACCACGAACGGAAUCGGCGUCGCCGACCAGUCGCUCCCACCAGCAACCUACAUGCCCGAGUCCAACGGCGAAGCCUGGAAGAAGGCCUCGCACCCCAAACUCGAGUACGCUCAAGUCGACGAGCGCAUCAAGCAGGAGCUCCGGCACAUCGGCUUCCUUCCCACGCCGCCCGACGAGGGCGGCUCCUCGACCGGCGCGGGCGCCUCCUCCUCCCUGGGCGGCGGCAACUCAAGCGGCGGCGGAGGAGGAGGAGCGGGGGGCUCCUCGUCGGGCGGCGGGGGCGCGGACCCGUCCGCGGCGGCCAACUACGACGGCCACUACGACGACGAGGUGGCGGCGCGGCUGCGACUGCUUCAGUCGCGGCUACGCGAGCAGAUGCUCGUCAACGGGGCGCGCAAGGCCCGGCUGACGGAGCUAGUCAAGGAGCGCAUGGCCUACCAGGAGUACCAGACCAUCCUCGAGGACCUGGACAGCCAGGUCCAGGCAGCCUACCUCAAGCGCACGCGCACCAUGGGCAAGAAGCCGAAGAAGGCGCGGCCCGGCGCCUCAUCGGCCGCGGCUGUCGCCGCCGCCGCCGCCGCGUCCUCGUCGGGGCUCGGCACGGCGCGCCCAGGCAUCGGCGACAUGACCCGGACGCUGAUGGAGCGGCGCAGGAGGUGGAUCGAGAGCAUCGGCACCGUGUUCGACGGCGAGAACCUCGUCAAGGUGCCGCGCGCGUCGGACCCGGGGAGCACCAUCUUCAAGGCCGACGAGAUGGCGGCGCUGGUCGCGAGGGAGAAGGAGGCCUGGGACGAGGAGGUGGACGAGGAGUGAGACGCCGGUGGGUUAUUUUCCUCCUCGGCCGUCUGGGACGAGAGUGCUUUGGACGUAGUUUUCGUCGAGGCAGAAGAAGAAAAAGAAAGAGACCUCGGGGGCUGGUUGCUCGGUUUGUUGUGUAUUUCUUUUGGGUUUUCGGGUCUUACAUUCUUCUCUUUGGCGACGGCGUUCAUACGACACGAGGGGGAACUCCAGGGGCGGCUGGUUGCCCUGGAUUAGGCUUUACCUGGAUGGUAACAGGGCUGGCGAUGCGGCGUUGCUUGGCACCUACUUGCCUUGAGUAGGUUUGAUGUUAUAAGGGGCAUUGAUCGUAUGACUUGACCAUGAUGAUAACUAUUACAAACAAAAUAGCAAUUGCAAAAGCAUUUGAGCAUCCAACGCGGU
This is a messenger RNA of Phialemonium atrogriseum, 2689 nucleotides long. RefSeq names its product histone acetyltransferase subunit 3-like protein. Gene Ontology annotation, biological process: regulation of transcription by RNA polymerase II. NCBI's taxonomy places the organism in Eukaryota, Fungi, Ascomycota, Sordariomycetes, Cephalothecales, Cephalothecaceae. Gene Ontology annotation, cellular component: SAGA complex. The coding region runs from base 113 to 2302 and encodes 729 amino acids. The transcript is spliced from 2 exons. Gene Ontology annotation, molecular function: transcription coactivator activity. The record is from RefSeq and is a predicted model, not a curated record.